Messenger RNA from Penicillium angulare, 1035 nucleotides. RefSeq lists its product as uncharacterized. The coding region runs from base 1 to 1035 and encodes 344 amino acids. Lineage: Eukaryota; Fungi; Ascomycota; Eurotiomycetes; Eurotiales; Aspergillaceae. The record is from RefSeq and is a predicted model, not a curated record. The transcript has 3 exons.
AUGGCACAGUCGCAAACAUCCAGUCACAGCACAACUGCCGGCAUUCUAGCCGAGCUCUAUAUACUAUUUAUGAUUGCGGUCUUUUUAAUUGGUCUGCGAAUAUGGGUUAGAACUCGAAUUUCAAAAAACUGGGGAUGGGAUGACAGUUUUAUUAUUGUCGCUUGGGUGUUUCUUCUCAUCGGCGUUGUCCUCGUCCAGAUUGAAGCGAACUACGGCAUGGGACAUCAUUUGGAAACCCUGAAAACCCCAGAAAGCCAAGCCCUCACCAUCAUGAAGUUCAACACCUUUUAUCAAAUGGACAACGUACUUUGCACACUUUUUACAAAGCUUUCCAUCAGCGCCUACAUUCUACGGAUCAAAGAUAGCAAAAGAAUACGCUGGGUACUAGGUGUUCUCAUGACUCUCAUGGCUCUAGCUACGAUAGCAGUAAUCGUUGUUCUUAGCGUCUCGUGCAUGCCGCUGAAGAAGUUAUGGGAUCCAACAGUGCCAGGAACAUGUCUAGAUCUGACGACUGUCUACUAUGUUGCUUACGUUCAGUCGGGCUUUACCAUCGUCAUCGAUCUAUGCCUUAGUGCGGCACCGAUUCUCAUAUUAUGGAACGUGAAGAUUCAACGCGGUCGCAAAUCUCUUAUUUGCUGCUUACUGAGUCUGGGUCUCGUUGCGACAAUUUCGAACGCUUUGCGGAAUGACUUCCAGACCGAGUUGACUACCUCGGAUAUGACUUACAAUAUGACCGGCGUUACUGUGGUGGCCAUUCUCGAGCUUUCGAGUGGUAUCAUUGCCGCUUGUAUUCCGGCUUGCAUGCCUCUCUGGACAUGGCGAAAGCAAAAGAUCGGGAGCACGACAAAAGAUCGCUAUGAUUCAAGAAAUUACAUGAAUAUGAAGGACAGAUUCAGCGAAGAUGAUAAAGCCUCUUCAUCAAAGGGCUCUUCUUCUUCCGUGCCGGGUGAUGUUGCUUUGAGCCAACUAACAGUCGGGCAACCGCCUGCGGUCCAUCAUGAAGUUUAUGAUGGUCGAGCCAUGUAUAGAGUUUAA